AUGCUGGAGAAGGUAACACCAAAGAUGAAUAAUUCCAAUUACUUUUACAACUUUGGCUAUCGAGGUUCUGUGAGUCUGUCAACAAAAUAUGGAGAUAGAAGAAAUCUCGGUGUAUCUCAUCAAGAUGAACUUUUAUAUCUAUUUCCAAUAAAUUACGAAUCGUUUAAAACAACAAAUGGCAAUUUCAGUCAAGUUGAUGAAAAAAUUAGCCGAAUAAUGGUUGAUUUUUGGACAUCGUUUGCAACAAAUGGAAAACCAACUUCUAACGAAUUGUUGAAUUCAAAUUUGUGGCAAGCAUAUUCACCAAGUACAACGGCUCAUAUUCAAAUCGGAAAUGUUAGAAAUAAUCGAGAUCCAACUGUAUCAAUGUCAAAGAAUUAUUUUACAGAAAGAAUCAAUUUUUGGAGGAAGAAUGCUCCUGUAUGA
Leptopilina heterotoma is the source of this 426-nucleotide messenger RNA. Its product is annotated as juvenile hormone esterase-like. NCBI's taxonomy places the organism in Eukaryota, Metazoa, Arthropoda, Insecta, Hymenoptera, Figitidae. The record is from RefSeq and is a predicted model, not a curated record. The transcript has 2 exons. Bases 1 to 426 code for a protein of 141 amino acids.